UAUUAGUAUGUCGUCGAUAUUAUAGAGAGAAAUAGCUAGGCCGGUGGCUUUAUCUUGUCCAAACAACAAAAAAUUAAAAGGAACAUUAGCUAAUUUCCCCUCUUUUUUCCUAUGUAACAAUAAACAGUUAGAAAGAAGCAUAUAACUAAUUUCAUGGAGAUUUCUUACAACAUAAUUAUAGCAACAGUUUGUGUUGCAAUAUUAUUUGUACAUACAUGGAGAGUGUUGAAUUGGGCAUGGUUUAGGCCAAAGAAAUUGGAGAAUUGCUUAAGGCAGAGAGGUCUAAAAGGAAAUCCAUAUAAGUUACUCUAUGGAGAUUUGAAUGAACUCACAAAAAGUAUAGUAGAAGCAAAGUCUAAGCCUAUCAAUAUCUCUGAUGAUAUUGCUCAAAGGCUUAUCCCUUUUUUCCUCAACGCCAUCAACAAAAAUGGUAAAAGUUCUUUUGUGUGGCUAGGCCCAUAUCCAACAGUGUUGAUCACAGAUCCAGAACAUGUAAAAGAGAUUUUGACAAAGAAUUAUGUGUACCAAAAGCAAACUCAUCCCAAUCCAUUUGGCAAGUUAUUGGCUCAAGGUCUUGUGGUGCUUGAGGAAGACAAAUGGUCCAAACACAGAAAAAUCAUCAAUCCUGCCUUCCAUGUCGAGAAGUUAAAGCAUAUGUUGCCAGCAUUUUAUAUGAGUUGUAGUGAACUGAUAAGCAAAUGGGAGGAGAUUGUUCCAAAGGAAACAUCAUACGAGCUCGAUGUAUGGCCAGACCUUCAAAUAAUGACCAGUGAAGUCAUUUCUCGAACUGCAUUUGGGAGUAGCUAUGAAGAAGGGAGAAUAGUAUUUGAACUUCAGCAAGAACAAGCUGAGUAUGUAAUGGACAUAGGUCGUUCAAUUUAUAUACCAGGAUCAAGGUUCUUGCCAACUAAAAGGAACAAAAGAAUGCUGGAAAUCGAAAAGCAAGUCCAAACAACGAUUAGGCGUAUCAUCGACAAAAGAUUGAGGGCAAUGGAAGCAGGGGAGCCUAGUAAAGAUGACUUAUUAGGCAUAUUACUUGAAUCCAACAUGAAAGAAAUUGAACAACACGGAAGCAAAGAUUUCGGAAUGAAAACAGUAGAAGUGAUUGAAGAGUGCAAGUUAUUCUAUUUUGCUGGACAAGAGACCACUUCAGUGUUGCUCGUGUGGACAAUGAUUUUGUUGUGCCUACAUCCAGAGUGGCAACUACGUGCCAGAGAGGAGGUUAUGCAGGUCUUCGGAAAUGAAAAACCAGACAUGGAAGGACUAAGUCGCCUCAAAAUUGUGACAAUGAUCUUGUACGAGACAUUAAGGCUAUUCCCCCCAUUACCAGUAUUUAGUAGAAGGAACAAGGAAGAAGUCAAAUUAGGGGAGCUGCAUCUACCAGCUGGAGUGCUACUCAUUAUACCCACAAUCUUAAUUCAUUAUGACAAGGAAAUAUGGGGUGAAGACGCGAAGGAAUUCAAACCAGAAAGAUUCAGUGAAGGAGUGUCAAAAGCAACAAAAGGACACGUCUCGUUUAUUCCAUUCAGUGGGGGACCUCGAAUUUGCAUUGGACAAAACUUUGCAAUGAUGGAAGCAAAAAUGUCAAUAGCAAUGAUACUACAAAAGUUCUCCUUCGAACUCUCUCCAUCUUAUACUCAUGCUCCAUUUGCAGUAGUUACUAUUCAUCCACAGUAUGGUGCUCCUCUGAUUAUGCGCAAACUUUGAAAUGAAUAUUCUCCAUUUAUCAGCUCGAAUACUAAUAAAUAUAUAGUUGGGUUAUGGCUGAAGUCACUCUUUUCGAAUUUCAAGUUUUGAAAUGUUAUCGUUGUUGUUUUUUCAUUUCUCUUUUGUGGGUGAAUUAAUUUAAACUUAUUAUGAUGCUC
Messenger RNA from Solanum dulcamara, 1865 nucleotides. RefSeq names its product cytochrome P450 CYP72A219-like. The coding region runs from base 154 to 1707 and encodes 517 amino acids. The record is from RefSeq and is a predicted model, not a curated record. NCBI's taxonomy places the organism in Eukaryota, Viridiplantae, Streptophyta, Magnoliopsida, Solanales, Solanaceae. Gene Ontology annotation, molecular function: iron ion binding; heme binding; monooxygenase activity. The transcript has 5 exons.